Molecule: messenger RNA, 1800 nt
Organism: Ostreococcus tauri
Lineage: Eukaryota; Viridiplantae; Chlorophyta; Mamiellophyceae; Mamiellales; Bathycoccaceae
Product: Polyadenylate-binding protein/Hyperplastic disc protein
Exons: 1
Coding region: 1-1800 (599 amino acids)
Cellular component (GO): ribonucleoprotein complex
Molecular function (GO): RNA binding
Source: RefSeq, a predicted model, not a curated record
AUGUCCGCCGCCACCGCUGCCGCCACUCCGGCCGCGACCGCAAACGCCGAACAAACGCCCGCCGCGCCGGGUGCCGCGCCGGGCGCCGGGACGUCGAGCCUGUACGUCGGUGACCUCGAGACCUCGGUCACGGAGGCGCAGCUGUAUGAGAAAUUCAGCUCCAUCGGUCCGGUGGUGUCCAUUCGCGUGUGCCGUGAUUUGAUCACCAGAAGGUCGCUCGGCUACGCGUACGUGAACUUCCAAUCCUCGAGCGAUGCUGCGCACGCGAUCGACGUCCUGAACUUCCAAGUGAUCAACGGGAAGCCGAUUCGGGUGCUGUACUCGCAGCGAGACCCGGCGGUGAGACGUUCGGGUGUCGGAAACAUCUUCAUCAAAAACUUGGACAAGGCGAUCGAUAACAAGGCUUUGCUCGACACGUUCGCGCAGUUCGGUACGAUUACGUCCGCCAAGGUUGCCAUGGACUCCGCCGGUAACUCGAAGGGGUACGGUUUCGUUCAGUUUGAAACUGCCGAGGCUGCACAGGCCGCCAUCGACAACGUCAACGGCAUGGAGUUGAACGACAAGCAAGUCUACGUUGGUCCGUUCCAACGCCGCGCCGAUCGCUCCACUCAGGGUGAGGCCAAGUUCAACAACGUGUACGUCAAGAACUUGAGCGAAAACUUGUCCGACGAGAAGCUGCGCGAGAAGUUCGCCGAGCACGGCGCCGUGACGAGCUGCGUCAUCAUGAAGGAUGAGGAGGGCAAAUCCAAGGGCUUCGGCUUCGUGUGCUUCGAAUCACCAGAAGGUGCCGCGUCUGCUGUCGAAAAUCUCGAUGGCUACACCGAAGACGAGAAGACCUGGGUGGUCUGCCGUGCGCAAAAGAAGGCAGAGCGCGAGGCUGAAUUGAAGGCCAAGUUCGAAGCUGAGCGCCGCGAACGCAUGGAGAAGAUGGCGGGCGCCAAUCUCUACAUCAAGAACCUCGAAGAAGGUACUGAUGAUGAAAAGCUCCGCGAACUCUUCAACGAGUUCGGUACCAUCACCUCCUGUCGUGUCAUGCGCGACGCCUCUGGCGCGUCCCGUGGCUCCGCCUUCGUUGCCUUCUCCUCCCCGGAUGAGGCCACCCGCGCGGUGACCGAAAUGAACGGCAAGAUGGUCGGUGCCAAGCCGCUGUAUGUCGCCCUCGCUCAACGCAAGGAAGAACGUCGCAUGCGUCUCCAAGCGCAGUUCGCGCAGCGCAUGCCGGGCGCUGGCAUGCCGGGUAUGGCCCCGUACAUGCCACCGCCGGGUGUUCCGGGCGCGCCGAUGUACUACGGCCAACCGCCCCCGGGUAUGAUGCCGCCGCAGCCGCAACCGGGCUUCGGUUUCCAACCAGUCAUGCCUGGCGGUCCGCGACCGGGUAUGCCAGGUAUGUACCCAGGUAUGCCGAUGCCGCAACGCCAAGGGGUUCCGGGCGCUCAACGUGGCCGAGGUGGUCGCGGUGUACCGAACGCUGGCCGUGGCCAGCGCCAGAACAUGCGUUACACCGCCGCGGUGAACGCUGUGCCGAUGCCGCCGAUGCCGGAGGCCCCGGCGAACCCGAUGGCGAUCCUCGCCUCUCAGCUCAGCAACGCCGCUCCGGAUCAACAACGCAUGAUUCUCGGCGAAGCUCUUUACCCUCUUGUCGAGUCAAAGGACGCCACGAAUGCCGCGAAGAUCACGGGCAUGUUGCUCGAGAUGGACCAAUCUGAAGUUCUCCACUUGAUCGAGUCCCCGGACGCCCUGACCUCCAAGGUGCAAGAAGCCCUCGCUGUGUUGAAGGCAGCCGCCGAGGAAGGUGCUUAA